Macrosiphum euphorbiae (potato aphid) is the source of this 774-nucleotide messenger RNA. The record is from the annotation of a GenBank genome assembly. NCBI's taxonomy places the organism in Eukaryota, Metazoa, Arthropoda, Insecta, Hemiptera, Aphididae.
AUGUCGGACAUCAGCAACGUACGCUUGAAGGAGUGUAAGGUAAAACUCACCAGGCUGACAAAAGAAGAAAUCGAGAAACACACUGGGAAGACUUUUGAAGAAGCAGAGAAAAUCGCUGAUUUGAUAGAUGACAACAAACCAAAAUUAUUUGUUAGAAAAGAUGUUAUCAUGGAUAUCAAAACAACACAAGACACCGAGGAGGGUACAUCAAACACUGGCCAUGAAAUUAUUCCAGACAUUAUCACACCUCAAAAUAUUCAAUGUGAUGACAUUAAUAACGAGGAGAUAAAUGGCACACAAGCAGAAAAUAAUGUGUAUGUUGGACCCAAUGACUUUAUGCCAAUGAUCUACCAACAAUAUGACAUGGAUACGGUAACUGAAGAAAUUGAUUAUAACUAUAGACCAGAAAUGAACUACAUUCCUGACAUGAUAAUAAAACAAGAAAUACAAGAUGAUAGUUAUGGAACUUAUACACCGCAAGUAGCCGGGACUUCUCAGCUAAUGAUAAAACAAGAAGUUGUUGACGAAAGUUACAACUAUAAUAAUAUGUUUAGUGCACAAGGUAGUCACAAUAUGUACAGUGAAUAUUAUGUACCCAACAUAUUGUCAAACCAACCAACUGAAAACUUUGGUAUGCAGAACAUAAAUCCAGAAACAUCCAACCCAUAUGUCACCAUCAAGCAAGAGGUUUUCGAUGAGGGUAACAUUGAAGUUUACACGGAUGUACUGAUGCCAUCAGCGGACCCGGUAUAUGAGGAUGGGACUCCAUGGUAA